UGGUAGGGUUGACGAGUGGACGCGGGGCAAGCAUGGGUUGCAGACACAGCAAGGUGUGUGGCGGAAUUUGCAAGAAAAAUGUAUUUAUUCAUAUUUGUUGUGAAAUCAUCUAGGAAGUUAAUUAGCGAACCGAGUGGAGUUUUGUUAUUGUAGCUGCCAUUGUCGCACCGAUUCCUGGCACAGCACAGGCGUGUUGAUCACUUUUUAAAUCGAUCAAACAAAACUGUUUGUUAGGGUUAUAGCCUCAUUUCCCACGUGCAUUAAUCUCGUGGAUUUUACAACCGAGAUUACACGUUCAUUAACGUCAGUGCUUUGCAACGGGUGAUGUAGGCUAUCAGUGAAUUUGUGCAACGUUUUCUAAAUUUUGAUUGGAAACAGAUGUGCUGCAAAUAACUUCAGAAAUGUAGUCUAUCCUCAGAUACUGACUUUUUCCCACGAGUUUGAAACCUACUUGUCAAAUGUAGCGGUGCAGGGAAUUAAUCUGAUGUAAAUCUUCCGCAUUAAUUAUAAGAAGUUGCAGGUUGGCCAGACAUUGACAGUCACUGCUGAUACAAUGACACAGAAGGUUGAGAUCAUUGAUACAAUGGAUCAUCAUCACCAGUAGAUUAUACACUGUAUUCAUUGAUUGACACCCUAUAGCCUACGUAGUCAGUGAAUUACAUCUGUCAAAGUUUCUACUUUCUGAUCAUAUGAGUUGUUGGGUUUUUCUACAUGGUUCACAAAAUCAGUUCAUGUUUUCUGUGACAACUACCGAUAACUACAAACUGCUGCACUGUUUGUGAUAGAACGGAAGUGACUUGAGGAUAUGAAAAUUGUAAUAUUACAUAUGCAGCUAAAUGUAUUUUUUUAGGCUACAGUUAAUUAGAUGUACUAGUACUGCCUCUUUGACAUUUACAACCAGUGGCACAGGCUUAUAUUACAUCCAGAAAUUAUACCCCAGAUAUGGAUUAUCCAAACAUUUUACCCCAGAUUGUACCACUUCUAUGAGGCAUAGAGGAGAGAGACUACAUGGAUAAAUCGUUAAGUUGAAGGGGAUAUCAUUUCACUUAUCUGUCAAACAGACACAUUGAGACCACUUACACAGUUAAAAGCAGGGUGAAUUCUUUGAUUGAUUAGCCAAUAUUCUCUUAGUGGAUUCCUUCAUGUAUCAAUGGGACCAGGUGGUGCUUGAUAUUAACACUCCCAACUCUCCUUGAGAUGGAAAAUUAAUUUUAUUCUACACAAAGUAAGUAAGCACUUAGAGGUACUGCAAACCAAGCCGCUGGCAAGCUGCAUAGCAGCUUCUGCAUAGCAGAUCACAAAACCAUCUGUUUGCCUGGUUGGCGCAGGCAACUGGAGAAGUGUGAAGGUCUGCUAGAGAGGGCUCGACAAGAGAAGCCUGGAGAGACACACUAUGGCUCCAUAUGGACCAUGAUGAAAAUACCACAUGAAGAACCUCGGUGUUAAUGAAAUCUCAAGGAACAUUUGUUUCUCCGCUUGAAAGACUUAAUCACAGUCCAAAUUAAAUGUCCCUUAACUAAGUCUGAAUGUUCUUUGCUGUGUUGAAGAUGUGGUUUUAUUUUUCUGAAUUUCCUUUUGAUUGGCGAGGUUUGUUUUUCUAGUUCUAUCAACCUAGGGUACAUUUCUGUGUCUUCUAUGCUUGCACCUUUGACAGGCCACUUCUUUAUUCUACAAGAAAAUGUGACAUUUUGCGCUCUUCUUGGAAAGUUUCUUUCAACUCUUGUGAGAGCAUACCUGGACUAGAUAUUUCUCAAAGUCACAAAACAUUCAAUCUUAACCUUGUACUCUAGGGCCAGGAGGAACUUGUAACCAUUAGGAGUCCGGUGUAGGCUACAUUCUGCCAUAGGGCUAGGAUGUUCCCUGUGAGUUUAGUCAGUGAAGACAUACCUCCACGUUGCAGUUUCUCCUAUGUUUAAAAGGACUGUGGAGACUGGCCCUCUGUCACAAAUGGCACCCUAUUCCCUCUGUAGUGCACUACUUUGGGCCCUGGCCUAUGGCCCCUGUUCAAAAGCAGUGCACUAUAUAGGGAAUAGGGUGCCAUUUGGGACGUGUUCCCAGAGAAGGAAGAGAAGAUGUGAUUUAUGGCCGUGUUAAAGAGAGCCUUUCCAACCCCUCUUCAACAUAUGCUCCUGGACUUGUGUAUUUAAGAUCCUUUACUGAGAUUUAAAGCAGGUCUUUAAACACAUGUCCAUCACAUCAUGCUGUAAUGGUCUCGACAUUGUAUUCCUGGAGUCACUUGUGUUAUUGGAAUAUUAGGUAUUAUGAUAUUGGAAUAUUAGAUAUUGUCUUAUUGGAAUAUUAGAUGUAACUUAUUGGAAUAUUAGAUAUUGUCUUAUUGGAAUAUUAGAUAUGAUGGUAUUUAUUGGGGCUGCGUCCUAUAUGACACUCUUCCCUUUGUCGUGAGCUCCUGUGAGACCAGGGUCCAUGGGACUCUGGUCAAAAGUAGUGUACUAUAUAGGGAAUAGGGUGCCGUUUGGGACACGCCCUGUUUUCCAGGCACAAAUGAAGCUGGUACGCCAUGUUGUUUGGCGUGUUUAUACAGCGGUAGUGGUGGUGGGAGAACGUUGUGUUAUGGCAGGAGGUCGCAUGGUGGCAGGUAGCAUAGCGGUCAGAACGUUGUUAUGGCAGGAGGUCAGGAGGUGGCUGGUCUCUAUGGACGGCCAAACUGCAUGGUGGCAGGAAGCCUAGCGGUCAGAACGUUGUGUUAUGGCAGGAGGUGGCUGGUCUCCACGGACGGCCAUACUGCAUGGUGGCAGGUAGCCUAGCGGUCAGAACGUUGGGACAGUAACCGAAAAGUCGCUGGUUUGAAAAUCGGAGACGUCAAAGUGACAAUUAUUUCUGUGCCUUCAACUCUAAUGUGCUCCAGGGGCGCCGUACUACUAUGGCUGACCCUGUAGAACAACACAUUACACUGCACCUAUCAUACUACUAUGGCUGACCCUGUAAAACAACACAUUACACUGGACCUAUCAUACUACUAUGGCUGACCCUGUAGAACAACACAUUACACUGCACCUAUCAUACUACUAUGGCUGACCCUGUAGAACAACACAUUACACUGCACCUAUCAUACUACUAUGGCUGACCCUGUAGAACAACACAUUACACUGCACCUAUCAUACUACUAUGGCUGACCCUGUAGAACAACACAUUACACUGGACCUAUCAUACUACUAUGGCUGACCCUGUAAAACAACACAUUACACUGCACCUAUCAUACUACUAUGGCUGACCCUGUAGAACAACACAUUACACUGGACCUAUCAUACUACUAUGGCUGACCCUGUAAAACAACACAUUACACUGCACCUAUCAUACUACUAUGGCUGACCCUGUAGAACAACACAUUACACUGCACCUAUCAUACUACUAUGGCUGACCCUGUAGAACAACACAUUACACUGCACCUAUCAUACUACUAUGGCUGACCCUGUAAAACAACACAUUACACUGGACCUAUCAUACUACUAUGGCUGACCCUGUAGAACAACACAUUACACUGCACCUAUCAUACUACUAUGACUGACCCUGUAGAACAACACAUUACACUGCACCUAUCAUACUACUAUGGCUGACCCUGUAGAACAACACAUUACACUGCACCUAUCAUACUACUAUGGCUGACCCUGUAGAACAACACAUUACACUGCACCUAUCAUACUACUAUGGCUGACCCUGUAGAACAACACAUUACACUGCACCUAUCAUACUACUAUGGCUGACCCUGUAAAACAACACAUUACACUGCACCUAUCAUACUACUAUGGCUGACCCUGUAAAACAACACAUUACACUGCACCUAUCAUACUACUAUGACUGACCCUGUAAAACAACACAUUACACUGCACCUAUCAUACUACUAUGGCUGACCCUGUAGAACAACACAUUACACUGCACCUAUCAUACUACUAUGGCUGACCCUGUAAAACAACACAUUACACUGCACCUAUCAUACUACUAUGGCUGACCCUGUAAAACAACACAUUACACUGCACCUAUCAUACUACUAUGACUGACCCUGUAAAACAACACAUUACACUGGACCUAUCAUACUACUAUGGCUGACCCUGUAAAACAACACAUUACACUGCACCUAUCAUACUACUAUGGCUAACCCUGUAAAACAACACAUUACACUGCACCUAUCAUACUACUAUGACUGACCCUGUAAAACAACACAUUACACUGGACCUAUCAUACUACUAUGGCUGACCCUGUAAAACAACACAUUACACUGCACCUAUCAUACUACUAUUGCUGACCCAGUAAAACAACACAUUACACUGGACCUAUCAUACUACUAUGGCUGACCCUGUAAAACAACACAUUUCACUCCACCUAUCUGGUGUUUGUGGCAAUACAACUUUAUUUGUAUUUUUUUACAGUCUACACAGUGAGGACUCAAUGUAAAGUUGUGUGAUCUGGACUCCCUAGUAAUGUCAGGAACCUUGAUCUUGUUUGACAGUUUAGGAAUAGGUUGGUAUAGAGUAGUGACCUAUGCUGCAAACAGGUUUUUUGUUUCAAGCUUGGCUAAUAUUUGGUAAUGGGCAAUUCCAUGGAAACUCAGUUUUUUCACUUUAAAAUGUAUGCCAAUCGAAAAACAUUGAUUUCAGAGUUUAACAAACAAUACAACUCUAUGCACAAUGACUACUUUGAACAAUUUACACAGUAAAAAAAAUAAAACGUUUACUGGAAAAACAGAUGCAAAGUUUGGUAACAGAAUUUUCGGUAAAAUCUCCCUCAGUUUUAUUGUUACCAAAUGUUGUAUCUGCACAGUUCUUCCUGUAAAUGUGUUUUUGUAAAAAUUUUCCAUGUAAAAAGUGGUCCUUGUGCAUAGAGUUCCAUGAUGGUUUGUUAAACUUUGAAAUCAAUGUUUUGCUUUUUUGGUAUGCAUUUUAAAUACAAAACAAAAUCAGAGUCUCAGCAUCAUUCCGUUACCAUUGAAUUGCCCUAUUACAAAAUCUGUUAUGAUUGACCUCACAGUAACUCCUUAGUGUAGUGGUUAGUCUCACCUAAUAUAGGUUAUUCUACAACAACGUAAUGUAUCUAAUGCAGAAAUGUUUAUUAAGACUCCAUAAGUACUGGUAUGAUCAGUUUGAAGUAAAUCACCAGUGUAUCCCAUUGUACAAAUAGUAUGAAGACCAGGUCAGCUGUUGAAUCCUAACCCUGUAGCAUGGACACGUUAUGUAACUUUGAACAAAUGAAUUAUUCAUUUCCAGUCAGGUGCGUACUAAUCACUCCCUAUGAGAGAGUAAAAUGGGUCAAGCACCCAUCAGACGCUUUACAUAAGCUCCUACCCUGCUUCAGUUUACUAAGAACAAGUUCUGGUUUCCCUGGUGACUUCAAAACGUCUAAAAUAGUGUUUAGGUAUUCUUAGUGCUUUUUAGUAAAUCUGUAAUAUGUUGAGAGAUUGUCAUAAUGUGUUCCCCACAUCAGACGACACACUUUUCUCAUUGUAGAGGAAAAACUAAGAGAGAGAACGGUUUUUAGGUCAUGUUAGUAAUCUCAUCUACUUUACCCAGACAUUUUUAAUAUCGUGUGAACUAGACCAGAGUUGAUCAAUGACAACAUUCUCUUUUCUCUUGUCUUUUUUAGAGGAAAAACAAAGCGAAAGUGGUGGAGAAAACGGUGGAGGAGCUCAACAACCAUCAAGAUGGUGGAGGUGAGUGGUGUGGUUUCCUGUUGUGUUGUAGACAGACAGAAAACGGUGGAGGAGCUCAACAACCAUCAAGAUGGAGGAGGUGAGUGGUGUGGUUUCCUGUUGUGUUGUAGACAGACAGAAAACGGUGGAGGAGCUCAACAAGAUGGAGGAGGUGAGUGGUGUGGUUUCCUGUUGUGUUGUAGACAGACACUGUGACACCCUCUCCUACUGCUUGUCAGAUUGUCUUUACUACAUCUCUGAUUGAGAGGGUUUUACACAUCACACUGCCUCUUUUCACUCAUUAUAAAAUCAUAAAAGCUAGGCGCCCAUACUAACAUGUAUCCUCUUUACAAUUAGGCUCGCUAAUAACCAGUACAUCAUAUAUUUGCUCCUGUAUAGCUCAGUCGGCUUGCAACUCCAGGAUUGUGGGUUCGAUUCCCGGGUCCACCCAUAUGUAACAAUGUAUGCGGGCGUGACUUGUAAGUUGCUUAGGAUAAAAGCGUCUGCUAAAUGGCAUAAAAUAACUGAAUGUUUUAAAUGACACAGACUUUGUCAUGAUCCCGAGGUGGGUUGAAAUGAUGUCACUACACCCAGAAACUGGUUGGAAUUACUGAUUUUUAAAGUGACAUCAUAAUGGCCUAAUUUCAACCAGUCAGUUUUUGGAUGCUGAGAUGGCCCUGGUAAACACUGAUGUGUCAACACUGUGCUGUCUGCAUUAGAAUACUCAACAGGUACUGGCUUGUGUUCUCUGUUGCCAUGUAAUUAUGGGUCUCUCAGGGGUCAUGCCUUCAACAACCGCCUGAGUGAACAAGACUGUGUUAGCCUAGCCUGCUGAGCUAAAAACCUAGGCAUUAGCUAGGGGAGCUAGCACAAAUUCUCCAUGUCUCAGGAAGGUCAAUCAUCACUCGGGAACUUGGUUCACCAAACUUCUCCAUUACAUGAGUUCCUCAGAAGUUGGACCGGAGCUUUUUUCCCCCAGACACAUAUCAGAGUAGCUGUGAGUAUUUAUAGAGUUAGUAUUUUGUACUGGUGUUGUAGUGAGUCUAGUCAGCCCAGUAAAUGUUGCAGUCAGGUCUGGUUUGGUUCAAACCCUCUGCCCACUGUGCAACAUACUGUACAAGAUAGAAAUGUUGUGAAUAGAGCUGACAUGAUUUCUUAUCCUACAUGUCUACAUAAUAGAUUUCUAUCUGAGCAUUCCAGCAAAGUUUUUGCCUUGAUAACCACAGCCCUGGGUCGUAUUCAGCGCACAUUGUAACGUAGCAAAUGUAGGAUUUUGCCAUGUAAAACAAGCAUUUGUUAUUGGACAAGUCCCUCCCUGUUUCUGUUUUCUUCUGUUUGUUACCUACUGAGUACAACCCUGUUAUCCCCUCCUCCAGGUAAAGUCCCUCUGGAGGAGCUGAACGUGGGUCUAGAAACAGAGAAGCAGCCGGGUCAGUAUGCGUGGCAGCUGAAGAUCCUACGGGAGGUGCUGUCUGCCUCUGGGACCCAGGAGAGGGAGGAGCUACUAAAAGAGGCAACCCAAGGAGAGCUCUGUUCCCUGGUCCACAACAUCACUGAGAAGGUAGCUAACCCCAUAGAGAGCUCUGUUCCCUGGUCCACAACAUCACUGAGAAGGUAGUUAACCCCAUAGAGAGCUCUGUGCCCUGGUCCACAACAUCACUGAGAAGGUAGUUAACCCCAUAGAGAGCUCUGUUCCCUGGUCCACAACAUCACUGAGAAGGUAGUUAACCCCAUAGAGAGCUCUGUUCCCUGGUCCACAACAUCACUGAGAAGGUAGUUAACCCCAUAGAGAGCUCUGUGCCCUGGUCCACAACAUCACUGAGAAUGUAGUUAACCCCAUAGAGAGCUCUGUGCCCUGGUCCACAACAUCACUGAGAAGGUAGUUAACCCCAUAGAGAGUUCUGUUCCCUGGUCCACAACAUCACUGAGAAGGUAGUUAACCCCAUAGAGAGCUCUGUGCCCUGGUCCACAACAUCACUGAGAAGGUAGUUAACCCCCAUAGAGAGCUCUGUGCCCUGGUCCACAACAUCACUGAGAAGGUAGUUAACCCCAUAGAGAGCUCUGUGCCCUGGUCCACAACAUCACUGAGAAGGUAGUUAACCCCAUAGAGAGCUCUGUGCCCUGGUCCACAACAUCACUGAGAAGGUAGUUAACCCCAUAGAGAGCUCUGUGCCCUGGUCCACAACAUCACUGAGAAGGUAGUUAACCCCAUAGAGAGCUCUGUUCCCUGGUCCACAACAUCACUGAGAAGGUAGUUAACCCCAUAGAGAGCUCUGUUCCCUGGUCCACAACAUCACUGAGAAGGUAGUUAACCCCAUAGAGAGCUCUGUUCCCUGGUCCAUAACAUCACUGAGAAGCUACAGUGUCUUCGGAAAGUAUUCAGACCCCUUGAAAAAUAAAUUACGUUACAGCCUUAUUCUAAAAUUCAUUAAAUAAAUGUCAAAUCCUCAGCAAUCUACACACAAUACCCCAUAAUGACAAAGCGAACACAGGUUUGUAGAAAACAGAUACCUUAUUUACAGAAGUAUUCAUACCCUUUGCUGUGAGACGUGAAAUUGAUGUCAGGUGCAUCCUGUUUCCAUCGAUCAUCCUUGAGAUGUUUCUACAACUUGAUUGGAGUCCACCUGUGGUAAAUUCAAUUGAUUGGACAGAUUUGGAAAGACACACCUGUCUAUAUAAGGUCCCACAGUUGACAGUUUAUGUCAGAGCAAAAACCAAGCCAUGAGGUCGAAGGAAUUGUCCGUAGAGCUCCGAGACAAGAUUGUAUCGAGGCAUAGAUCUGGGGAAGGGAACCAAAAAAUGUCUGCAGCAUUGAAGGUCCCCAAGAACACGGUGGCCUCCAUCAUUCUUAAAUGGAAGAAGUUCGGAACCACCAAGACUCUUCCUAGAGCUGGCCGCCCGGCCAAACUGAGCAAUCGGUGGAGAAGGGCCUUGGUCAGGGAGGUGACCAAGAACCCGAUGGUCACUCUGACAGACCUCCAGAGUUCCUCUGUGGGGAUAGGAGAACCUUCCAGAAGGACAACCAUCUCUGCAGCACUCCACUAAUCAGGCCUUUAUGGUAGUGGCCAGACGGAAGCCACUCCUCAGUAAAAGGCACAUGACAGCCCGCUUGGAGUUUGCCAAAAGGCACCUAAAGACUCUCAGACCAUGAGAAACAAGAUUCUCUGGUCUGAUGAAACCAAGAUUGAACUCUUUGGCCUGAAUGCCAAGCGUCACGUCUGGAGGAAACCUGGCACCAUCCCUACGGUGAAGCAUGGUGGUGGCAGCAUCAUGCUGUGGGGAUGUUUUUCAGUGACAGGGACUAGGAGACUAGUCAGGAUCGAGGCAAAGAUGAAGUACAGAGAUAUCCUUGAUGAAAACCUGCAUUUAUUUUCAACUUUCAUUCAGAACCAAAAAUGUGCCAGAUUUCAGCAUCGGGAAAAUACGUAUUUUCAACAUCUGGAAAAUAAGUAUUUUCAACCCGAUUUCAACGUCCAGAAAAUAAUACUUUUUCAACGUCCGGAAAAUACACCUUUUCAACGUCCUGAAAAAUAUGUAUUUAAAAUGUACAGAAAAUAUGUAUUUUCACCUUUCAUUCAGAACCUAAAUUGAACCUAACUUCAACGUCUGGAAAAUAAUUUUUUUACCUGUCUUUUCAACGUAAUUUUGAUUACUGGGACUAUUCUAGUUGUGGCAUUUGGUCUUGCCUAGGGCGGCAGAAGGUAGGUAGUAACUGCUAGCCCACUUCCCUAACCCCAACCCCUCACCCUAGCCCUAACCCUCAGCUCACUAGUGUUUCCCAAACCUCUUUUCCAAGUAACCCCAGCUGGAGUUUUACCUCCAGCCCUUCAUAUACCCUUUACCAUAUACUAUAUACCUAUGCCCUUUACCAUAUACUAUAUACCUAUACCCUUUACCAUAUACUAUAUACCUAUACCCCUUUACCAAUACUAUAACCUAUGCCUACUAUAAUAUAACUAUACUUUACCAUAUACUAUACCUAUGCCAUACCUAUUACCAUAUACUAUAUACCUAUGCCCUGUACCAUUUACGUUCACCAUAUACCCUUUACCAUAUACUAUAUACCUAUACCCUUUACCAUAUACUAUAUACCUGUACCCUUUACCAUAUACUAUAUACCUGUACCCUUUACCAUAUACUAUAUACCUGUACCCUUUACCAUAUACUAUAUACCUGUACCCUUUACCAUAUACUAUAUACCUGUACCCUUUACCAUAUACUAUAUACCUGUACCCUUUACCAUAUACUAUAUACCUAUACCCUUUACCAUAUACUAUAUACCUGUACCCUUUACCAUAUACCUAUGCCCUGUACCAUUUACGUUCACCAUAUACCCUUUACCAUAUACUAUAUACCUGUACCAUUUAGACUGAACAAAAAUGCAACAAUUUCUAAGAUUUUACUGAGUUACAGUUCAUAUAAGGAAUUCUGUCAAUUAAAAUAAAUAAAUUAGGCCCUAAUAUAUGGAUUUCACACGACUGGGAAUACAGAUAUUGGUCACAGAUAACUUUUUUUUUUUUAAGGUAGGGGCGUGGAUCAGAAAACCAGUCAGUAUCUGGUGUGACCACCAUUUGCCUCAUGCAGCACGACAUCUCCUUCGCAUACAGUUGAUCAGGCUGUUGAUUGUGGCCUGUGGAAGGUUGUCCCACUCCUCUUCAAUGGUUGUGCAAAGUUGCUGGAUAUUGGCAGGAACUGGAACACGCUGUCCUACACACAGAUCCAGAGCAUCCCAAACAUGCUCAAUGGGUGACAUGUCUGGUGAGUAUGCAGGCCGUGGAAGAACUGGGACAUUUUUAGCUUCCAGGAAUUUUAUACAGAUCCUUGCAUUAUCAUGCGGAAAUAUGAUGUGAUGGCGGCGGAUGAAUAGCACGACAAUGGGCCUCAGGAUCUCGUCACGGUAUCUCUGUGCAUUAAAAAUUGCCAUCGAUGAAAUUUUAUGUUUGUUGUCUGUAGCUUAUGCCUGCCCAUACCAUAACCCCACUGCCACCAUCGGGCACUCUGUUCACAACGUUGAAGUCAGCAAACCGCCAUACACGUAGUCUGCAGUUGUGAGGACGGCUGGACGUACUGCCAAAUUCUCUAAAACAACGUUGGAGGCGGGUUAUGGUAGAGAAAUUAACAUUAAAUUAUCUGGCAACAGCUAUGGUGGACAUUCCUGAACUCAGCAUGCCAAUUGCACGCUCCCUCAACUUGAGACAUCUGUGGCAUUGUGUUGUGUGACAAAACUGCACAUUUUAGUGGCCUUUUAUUGUCCCCGGCACAAGGUGCACCUGUGUAAUGAUCAUGCUGUUUAAUCAGCUUCUUGAUAUGCCACACCUGUCAGGUGGAUGGAUUAUCUUGUCAAAGGAGAAACGCUCACUAACAGGGAUGUAAACAAAAUUGUGCACAAAAUUUGAGAGAAAUAAGCUUUUUGUGCGUGUGGAACAUUUUCUGGGAUCUUUUAUUUCAGCUCACGAAACAUGGGACCAACACUUUACAUGUUACGUUUUUAUAUUUUUAUUCACCAUAGACCAUAUACCCUUUCCACACUGCUGAGCAGAGCCAACUGUACUGGUGCUGGCCUGGUUAUACAGCAUAUCCACCAUAGUUGCCGGAACCGGGUUGGAGAGGACAACGUGAAAACAACAAAAUGUCCAUGCCAACACAGUACAGUUGGCACAGGGUUGGCACGAUGGCACGAAAAGGCCAUUCGUAUGAAUCAGUGUGAACCACAGAGCCACUACUACAGCAUGCGUGGGUAUGGUUAUUACUAAGCAGAUCACAGAAAGUCCAUCUGCUCUUCCUACAGGAUUGCAUUGUGAUUUUUGUAUUUUAUUGACACAAAGUGCCUGACACAAUAGAGCCUGGUUAGCCUUUUGAAUUGAGGUCUCAUAGUAUCUGCGUCCCAAAUGGCACCCUAUUCCCUAUAUAGUCCCUAUGGGCCCUGGUCGAAAGUAGUGCGCUACAUGGAGAAUAGGGUGCCAUUUGGGACGUCGCCCCAUGCUUCCAGGACGUGCAGCUUCAAGUCGGAGCGACUGAAUUCAGAAUAACCAGAGCAGCACAGAAACACAAGUCAUAUAUUAUACAGCUGUCAGAGAUGAUAAACGCAUGCUUUUCCAUUACACAAUCUUUGGGAACACUACCUAUUUGGUGCGUGUGUGUGUUGUGAUGCCCUGUGUGACUGCCUGCAUAGCUCUCUGGCCAUGGAUUUGUAAUCCUCCUGUCAGCAGAGCAAGGUUGUUUUCCCAUUGGCACCCUAUCACAUAGGGCUCUGAUCAAAAGUAGUGCACUAUGUAGGGAAUAGGGUGUAAUUUGGGAUGCAGACAUAGAUCUGUUUGGCUGCUUUGGCAUCAGAAUGGAAAUUGUUCAAAAAUCGUUGACAAAGUAAGAACAAGAAGUGAGAAGUCUUGGGAGGCAUGUUGAUUUAUUGUGUAUUAAGUGAUGGGUUGGUAGCAGCCAGUUGGAUUGUUAAGUGUUGUCUGUCCUCAUCUUGACAUGGCCUGGUAGAGCAGCGAGUUAUGGCUGGGUCAUCUGGUAUUAUACGCCUGGUAGAGCAGCGAGGUAUGGCUGGGUCACCUGGUAUUAUACGCCUGGUAGAGCAGCGAGGUAUGGCUGGGUCACCUGGUAUUAUACACCUGGUAGAGCAGCGAGUUAUGGCUGGGUCAUCUGGUAUUAUACACCUGGUAGAGCAGCGAGGUAUGGCUGGGUCACCUGGUAUUAUACACCUGGUAGAGCAGCGAGGUAUGGCUGGGUCACCUGGUAUUAUACGCCUGGUAGAGCAGCGAGGUAUGGCUGGGUCACCUGGUAUUAUACACCUGGUAGAGCAGCGAGGUAUGGCUGGGUCACCUGGUAUUAUACACCUGGUAGAGCAGCGAGGUAUGGCUGGGUCACCUGGUAUUAUACACCUGGUAGAGCAGCGAGGUAUGGCUGGGUCACCUGGGAUUAUACACCUGGUAGAGCAGCGAGGUAUGGCAGGGUCACCUGGUAUUAUACACCUGGUAGAGCAGCGAGGUAUGGCUGGGUCACCUGUUAUUAUACACCUGGUAGAGCAGCGAGGUAUGGCUGGGUCACCUGGUAUUAUACACUUGUUUUGUUUAUAUAACAUAAAUAUCUCACUGUUGUUUUAUAUUUGAUAUUCACUUUGUCUAGCUCCUAUGACAAGUGUGGAUGUACAUGGCUAAACCCUGUCCUUAUGUUCUUGCUGAUCUCCAGGUGAAGACAGAGACGGCUGCUGACCUGACUGUUCUCCAUGGGGAGGCGAGCCAGAGGACCACAGAGCAGCACGAGAGACAGCUGGAAGGCAAGACUAGAGCUGUGAAAUAACUUCUGGAGAUCUAGAUCUAAUAACCAAAGACUAGAGCUGUGAAAUAACUUCUGGAGAUCUAGAUCUAAUAACAAUGUUGAUUCUGUUGUGUUGGAACUGGAAUGUUUUUUUUCUGUUGGUUCUAGAAUGAGUAAUCAUUGACUGAUGUUAUCCCGGUUCUAGAAUGAGUAAUCAUUGACUGAUGUUAUCCCGGCCCGUAGAAUUACAUAUAGAAUCCCUGUUAUCCCCCACAGAACUGCAGGGGAUACACAGUGAAGAGACGACACGGCUAACAGCCACCCACCAGGCAGCUGAGAAAGUGUUGAAGGUGUGUUUAGUUGUCUUUUUUAACUUAUUCAGCAUUUUAUCCAUUUUGAUCCUUGUUUUUAUUUACUGUGGUCCCUUACCUACAAACUGUGUAAUAGGAAGUACAGGACUGACCAGUAGGUUUUAUUUUGAAGGACGAGGUAGAAGAGCUGACUGCAGAGCUCCAUGUGUACAACGAGUUAAAGAAGAGAGUUGAGGAGUCUACCUUCAAGAAGGACCUGCAGCGGAACAUUCAGGUGUGUGUGUGUGUGUGUGUGUGUCUGCACAGUGGGUCUGUUUCUACAUGGUGUGUGUGUGUGUGUGUGUGUGUGUGUCUGCACAGUGGGUCUGUUUCUACAUGGUGUGUGUGUGUGUGUGUCUGCACGGUGGGUCUGUUUCUACAUGCUGUGUGUGCAUGAUCCCAUAACCAGUUCACUUAGUUGGACUGUUGCUUUAGACAUCUGGUCUAAAGGUGCUCAGUUAGUAGGCUGUUAAAUUUUUUUAAUCUUAAUUUCUCUCCCCUAUGGGAAGAAAGAGACGAAAGAAGAGACGAGAAAAGAAAGAAAGAGAGAGAAAGGAGAAAGAGAGAGAAGAAAGAAAGAGAGAAGAAAGAAAUAGAGAGAAGGAGACCUUCUCCCAUCCUAACUCUCUCCCCUCCCCUCUCUCCUCGCUACCCUCCCUCUCUAUCCUCCGUCCCCUCCCUCUCUCUCUCCCUCCUCUCUCUCCUCCCUCCCCCUCUCUCCACUCCCUCCCUCUUUCUCUCCCUCUCCCUCCCUCUCUCUCCCCUCCCUACCUCUCUCUCCAGGCCCAUGGCAGCCCUGGGCCGUUCUGGGAGCGGGAGCAAGAGAGUCUGCUGUUUGUCAUUGAGAUGAAGAGUGAGCGUAUUCAGGAGCAGGGGAACAGACUGCUCCAGAUGCAGUCUCUGGUAGGGAACAGGGACUGGGACUGGGGACUGGCUGACAGACUAGUCCAGGCACCUGUCUCUUAGAGAUUUCUCCUAGUCAAAUUCAAGUCAAACUUUAUUUAAAGUCCCGGUCUCAAUACACUUUACAGAGGAAAUAAAACAGAAACAAGAAAUCUGAGGUGCUCUGCGCUGUCAAUAAAUACAGUUGAAGUCGAAGUUUACAUACACCUUAGCCAAAUACAUUUAAACUCAGUUUUUCACAAUUCCUGACAUUUAAUCCUAGUAAAAAAUUCCCCGUCUUAGGUCAGUUAGGAUCACCACUUUAUUUUAAGAAUGUGAAAUGUCAGAAUAAUAGUAGAGAGAAUUAUUUAUUUAAGCUUUUAUUUCUUUCAUCACAUUCCCAGUGGGUCAGAAGUUUACAUACACUCAAUUAGUAUUUGGUAGCAUUGCCUUUAAAUUGUUUAACUUGGGUCAAACGUUUCGGGUAGCCUUCCACAAGCUUCCCACAAUAAGUUGGGUGAAUGUUGGCCCAUUCCUCCUGACAGAGCUGGUGUAACUGAGUCAGGUUUGUAGGCCUCCUUGCUCGCACACGCUUUUUCAGUUCUGACCACAAAUGUUCUAUAGGAUUGAGGUCAGGGCUUUGUGAUGGCCACUCCAAUACCUUGACUUUGUUGUCCUUAAGCCAUUUUGCCACAACUUUGGAAGUAUGCGUGGGGUCAUUGUCCAUUUGGAAGACCCAUUUGCGACCAAGCUUUAACUACCUGACUGAUGUCUUGAGAUGUUGCUUCAAUAUAUCCACAUAAUUUUCCUUCCUCAUGAUGCCAUCUUUUUUGUUGAAGUGCACCAGUCCCUCCUGCAGCAAAGCACCCCCACAGCAUGAUGCUGCCACCCCUGUGCUUCACAGUUGGGAUGGUGUUCUUCGGCUUGCAAGCAUUCCCCUUUUUCCUCCAGACAUAACGAUGGUCAUCAUGGCCAAACAGUUCUAUUUUUGUUUCAUCAGACCAGAGGACAUUUCUCCAAAAAGUACGAUCUUUGUCCCCAUGUGCAGUUGCAAACCGUAGUCUGGCUUUUUUAUGGCGGUUUUGGAGCAGUGGCUUCUUCCUUGCUGAGUGGCCUUUCAGGUUAUGCCGAUAUAGGACUUGUUUUACUGUGGAUAUAGAUACUUUUGAACCUGUUUCCUCCAGCAUCUUCACAAGUUCCUUUGCUGUUGUUCUGGGAUUGAUUUGCACUUUUUGCACCAAAGUACGUUCAUCUCUAGGAGACAGAACGCGUCUCCUUCCUGAGCGGUAUGACGGCUGCGUGGUCCCAUGGUGUUUAUACUUGCGUACUAUUGUUUGUACAGGUGAACGUGGUACCUUCAGGCGUUUGGAAAUUGCUCCCAAGGAUGAACCAGACUUAUGGAGGUCUACAAUUUUUUUUUCUGAGGUCUUGGCUGAUUUCUUUUUGAUUUUCCCAUAAUGUCAAGCAAAGAGGCACUGAGUUUGAAGGUAGGCCUUGAAAUACAUCCACAGGUACACCUCCAAUUGACUCAAAUUAUGUCAAUUAGCCUAUCAGAAGCUUCUAAGGCCAUGACAUCAUUUUCUGGAAUUUUCCAAGCUGUUUAAAGGCACAGUCAACUUAGUGUAUGUGAACUUCUGACCCACUGGAAUUGUGAUACAGUGAAUUAUAAGUGAAAUAAUCUGUCUGUAAACAAUUGUUGGAAAAAUUACUUGUUUCAUGCACAAAGUAGAUGUCCUAACCGACUUGCCAAAACUAUAUUUUAACAAGAAAUGUGUGGAGUGGUUGAAAAACAAGUUUUAAUGACUCCAACCUAAGUGUAUGUAAACUUCCGACUUCAACUGUACUCUGUGUUAUAGUUUCACGAAGUCUGUGAAUUUCAACAUGUCGUCUUCACCACCCUGAUUGCUGAUAGGGUCCUUACUUUUUUAUUUCUACCAAUUCAGGUGGAGAAGAAUCUCUCUCUAGAAGACCAGGUCAUAAAUGUUCUACAGCAGAAUGAGGACCUGAGGGUUCGGAUCGACAACUAUCAAAGCCUUGUACAGUAAGACCUGCUGCUGCUUAUCAUAUGAUAUCCACACCCUCUCUGUCUCUGUUGGUAACAGUCAGUUACCCUGGAGUUGUUGGUAACAGUCAGUUACCCUGGAGUUGUUGGUAACAGUCAGUUACCCUGGAGUUGUUGGUAACAGUCAGUUACCCUGGAGUUAAUGUUGUUAGGUCUGUACCAGGAAGUCACAUUGUAGAAUACAUGGCAACAAGGCUGUAAAUAGAUGAACAAACUUAACAAGUUCUGUUCAAGCAAACUCAAAUGUAGGAAACGGCAAUGGCAUUUACAUAAGAUGUGAAUGUGGCGCCACUUGGUGGAGAAAGUGGUAGGGAUAUUUCUUAAAGGAAGCCAGUUAUGGCUGUUUACUUUAGUGUAAAAGUUAAAUUCAAUCAUCUGAACUUGUGUAAUUUCUAUAGCUGCUGGAUGGCUUGUUGGUGCUACUUCUACACAUGUAGGAUUUUGAUGAAGAAUAGUGAUUUUAGGUCAGCAAAGGAUUGAUUUAAAAAGUGCUUUGCUUUGUAGCUCAUUAUAAAUGUAUUUCUGUCCUAAACUAUCAAUGUUGUUAUAUGUGUUCUCUUCUAUUAUCUACCCUUCCCUGUGCUCCUGUCUGUAGGCAGCUCUCCAAGGAGCACCAGGACCUCCAGGGGGCGUUAGACAGGCAGACAGGUCUCAGUCAGAGGCUCACCCAGGAGAAAGAGCAACUCGUGUUUAAACUGAAGCACAGAGACUCCUGUCCUACCUUCUCUUCCUUCCCCAUAGUGUCUGAGGUCUUCCCCAGCUGAUCCACCCAUGUUUAAACUGAAGAAACACAGAGACUCCUGUCCUUCCUUACCCAUAGUAUCUGAUCCACCCAGACCGAACAGGGCAAUCAGUUACCUUUCUCUUAAUCCUGUCUAGGGUUGCAAGCAUGGAGCCUGAAUCCGGAAACUUUCCCCAAAUUCUGAAAGAAUUUUUUUCAGAAAUCCCUGCUUGGUGGAUUCCAAGAAUCAGGAAGGAAUACGUAAGGAGGGAUUCCUCCAACCUGAAAUACUUACUUUCUGAAAAAGCAGGGGAUUUUGGGAAUGUUUUGGGACUUACUUUUGCAACCCUAAUCCUACUUUUGACAACCAAAGUCCAGGUACCUUUACAAAGGGCUAUAGUCACAUGUUUGAUGGAACAUGAUGCCAAAUUAAUGUUUUUUUAUUUGUGUUAUUGUCCAGUUUUAUACCUGCUGUGCCUUUACAGUACCUAAUAUUUGUAUAUCAGUAUGGUGUUCAUACAACAGGACUGUUUUUUAGGGGGUGGGCAUAGCCACGGGCUGUUGGACUUAACUGACACCAGCUGUUCAACUGAGAUUCUUAUUCAACUGACAUUCUCACAGUAAUGUUACUGUUCAACUGAGAAUAUUCUAGGUGAACGUGACAGUGUUCACGUUGAUGGUUUAACUUGCAGAUGUUCAAUCGUGUGGUACAUAGCUAGUAGCUACAAAGUGUUUUGGAUCUACCUUCCUCCUGAGAAAACUAUUACGUCUGUCAAAAAAGGUUUUACGUCACUCGAUAUGGAAUAAACGUUACAGAAUAUAAUGCAGUAAUACAAUUUAAACAGUUGCUAAAGGCAACUGCUUUUGUAUUGAGAUGUGUUUAACCUUUUUGUUUCAUAGAGUAUGGAAAUAGAUUGUUAUUAACUUCUAAAGAACCAAAAGCAUUUCUGUGUUUUUAUUUUUAUAUAUUUUUUCUUCUGAUGCACUAGCACUUUUAAUCAGUAUUUUUACUAGUACUAAAUGUGAGAGGUCGUUGAAGUAGUUUUUUUGUUACUCUUGCGUUUACUCCUUUUGUUUUACAUUUUUGUUUGUUUACAUUUACAUUUUAAUCAUUU
Messenger RNA from Coregonus sp. 'balchen', 18031 nucleotides. NCBI's taxonomy places the organism in Eukaryota, Metazoa, Chordata, Actinopteri, Salmoniformes, Salmonidae. The record is from the annotation of a GenBank genome assembly.